Molecule: messenger RNA, 1656 nt
Organism: Branchiostoma belcheri (Belcher's lancelet)
Lineage: Eukaryota; Metazoa; Chordata; Leptocardii; Amphioxiformes; Branchiostomatidae
Exons: 12
Coding region: 276-944 (222 amino acids)
Source: RefSeq, a predicted model, not a curated record
UAUUACCUUCAAGCAGAAAAUGAUUCAUUUCCUAUUGAGGUCAACUCUGCAGGGAGCAGAGCAAAUUGUUGAGAAAAUAAAGGCAUCCUUUCCCCUCACUGUGCCACUCAACUAAUCCAAAACACACCCUAAUUUUGGGGUGACCCAUGACUGGACUCUGACACUGAAUGACACCCCAAUGUCAAACUGAAGGAGGAUUACAGACAUCAAGUGGAACAAUUGGCCUGAUCCAGACUGAGGCAGACUGACAAGGACCUGGAAGUGGUCCCAAUGGUAUGUCUCAGCGUGGCAAAACAUUUGCACCUGAGUUGACUACAAGGGAGGACGAAAGAGAUGAGCCUGGCGCUUCUGAUGUUGCGACAUCAGCUGAAACGGAAGAGGGUAGAGGAAGGACAUCAGCUGAUCUGGGAGAUGACUACAAAGAGCAGGGGGGUGUUGAAGGACCACCAGCGGGAUAUACUCGAAGCCCGAUUUCUGUCGUAACGGAAUAUGCGUUAGCAGAUUUCGCCGAGCAGUAUAAAAGAGGUUCGUCGUUAGCCUCAUCAACUAGGAGCAGCAUGUCACAAGGCUCCUCGUUUUCUGGCUUCAGCGGACGCGGAAGCACUGGUGCCGGGAGCAGCAUAUCUUCCAGCGGCAGUGAGGGUAGGACCCAAAGGCUCUCCAGCAUGCUGAGAAAGCCCAACAGGUCCCUGGCGAAGGAACAGGCACUGAACGAGUUUUCGAAGACUGACGAGCACCUGGCCUACAUCCGGGAUGAGGCAUUGAAGAACCAAGUGGAGCUGCCCAUCGGACUUCUUAUAACCAUGAAGAAAGAGGUUCUGACUGUUGUACAAGAGACUGCAAAAGAGUACAAGAAGACUGUAGGGCCGCACCACAGGCUGACCAUGGAUGCUCUUCAACGAGUGGAUGAACUUACAGAGGAAAUUAAAAGAAUGGGAUUCUAGUCUUAUGUAUCACUGAAGCCUGUGUGUUUUAGCUCGGAUAUUUAACUAAUAUCAAUGUCUACCUAACACAUUAUCAACCAAAACUGACGAUGUUAGAAGUCAGGCUGUCCUGGUGAGUUUGUGUAAUUCCUUUGAGCAAAGAAUGAUGAGAGGCACUACAAAACCAAACAAAUGACAGGACAUGCAGCCCCACAUUCACUGCACUCUUUUAUUGGCUUUAUUGUCAUUCAAAUUUGACCCAGGAAAUCACCCAAUAAGAUCAUAAUGUACAUGUAUCUCUAUCUUUUAUAGGAAAGAUUACAGAUGCUUGUUACAUGCCUGUGAUUUUCUCAAUAAGAUUCAACAGCCUGUGACUUAUCUAAAAAAUACAGCUCCAUUGCUGGACCCAGAGAUAUUAAAUCUACAGUGUUGACACGACAAAAUAUCAAGUACUUCAUCAUUGUUGGACAUUCACAUAGAAUCUACAAUAUGUACAGAACCAACAUUGUCAUCUCUAUUUUUAUUACAUCACCCUCACUACUAUCUCCAUGAAUUAAUUAUUACUUGCAUCUUCAUUUUCAGCAUAAAGACUGCUCGAUUUGCCAUAUUUCAGUGAAAGUGCCUCAUUGUUCAAUACAUAAAGUGCCUCAUCGUUCAAUACAUAAAAUAUCAUCUCCAUCAAUCAAUCGAUCAAUCAAUCAAUCGAUCGAUCAAUCAAUCAAUUAAUCAAUCA